Molecule: messenger RNA, 933 nt
Organism: Condylura cristata (star-nosed mole)
Lineage: Eukaryota; Metazoa; Chordata; Mammalia; Eulipotyphla; Talpidae
Product: olfactory receptor 491-like
Exons: 1
Coding region: 1-933 (310 amino acids)
Biological process (GO): G protein-coupled receptor signaling pathway; sensory perception of smell
Cellular component (GO): membrane
Molecular function (GO): olfactory receptor activity; odorant binding; G protein-coupled receptor activity
Source: RefSeq, a predicted model, not a curated record
AUGGAAGUUGAAAACCACACCAGUGUGACAGAGUUCAUCCUCUUGGGGUUAACAAAGGACCCUAUGCUUUGUGUCAUCUUAUUUGUGAUAUUUCUAGCAGUCUAUACUGUUACUUUGGUAGGCAACAUCAGCAUAAUCACAUUAAUAAGAACCUGUUCCCAGCUCCACACACCCAUGUACCUCUUCCUCGGCCAUUUGGCUUUUGUAGAUCUUGGUUUUUCCACAUCUAUCACACCCAUAAUGCUCAUAGGAUUCCUUAGACAAGGAAUAGUCCUCCCUGCUACUGGCUGUGAAGCCCAAUUCUGUUUUGGGGUUUUGUUCGGUACAACUGAGUGCUUCCUGCUGGCUGCCAUGGCCUAUGAUCGCUACAUGGCCAUCUGCUCCCCCCUGCUGUACCCCACCAAAAUGUCCCCCAGAGUCUGCAUCCUCUUAGUGGGAACUUCCUAUAUUGGUGGGUGUGUAAAUUCUUGGACAUUUGGUAGCUGUUUAUUGAAGCUGUAUUUCUGUGGCCCAAAUGAGAUAGACCACUUUUUCUGUGAUUUUGCCCCUUUACUGAAACUUUCCUGUUCUAAUGUCUCCAUCACUCAAAUUAUCCCUUCCAUCUCUUCUGGAUCCAUCAUUGUUUUUACUGUGUUUGUCAUCUCUCUCUCUUACGUCUUCAUCCUUGCCACCAUCCUGAAGAUGCGCUCCACAGAAGGUCGACACAAGGCCUUCUCCACCUGCACCUCCCACCUCACAGCAGUCACUCUCUACUAUGGGACCAUCACCUUUAUAUAUGUCUUGCCCAAAUCCAGCUACUCAAUUGAACAUAACAAAGUCAUAUCUGUAUUCUACACAGUGGUGAUCCCCAUGCUGAAUCCCCUCAUUUACAGUCUGAGGAACAAAGAUGUGAAGGAAGCGCUGAGAAAGGCAACUAUUAGAGGCUAUCAUUAA